GCAGACAGCAGCAGCCCUGGUGAGUUGAGCGCUGCAACCGCCCGUUUCCCUUCGAGCUCUGAGGCGGAUAUUACAGCGAACAGAGAGGGAGUGAUCGCCCGUGCGGUCGAUCAGACCCCCGAUUCCCGGCCAAGCUAUGGACGAGCAGGCGGGCCCCGGUGUGUUUUUCAACAACAAUAACAACUCCGUUCUUCCCGGCGGAGCGAAAGCGUCACAACCGGGCGACGGUGGAGAGGCGGCCCGCGCUCAAUACAGUAUUCCGGGGAUUUUACACUUUCUGCAGCACGAGUGGGCCCGUUUCGAGGUGGAGCGGACGCAAUGGGAGGUGGAACGGUCCGAACUGCAGGCUCAGAUUGCAUUCUUGCAGGGCGAGAGGAAAGGUCAGGAGAACCUGAAGAAAGAUCUGGUGAGACGCAUCAAGAUGCUGGAAUAUGCGCUGAAACAAGAGAGGGCCAAAUACCACAAGCUCAAGUACGGAACAGAGCUCAACCAGGGCGACAUGAAACCACCCAGCUAUGACUCCGAUGACGGCAACGAGAACGAGACACUUCCUGAGCCGCCCAACAGUCAACUGAGCUGGAAACAAGGACGACAACUGCUGAGACAGUACCUGCAGGAGGUGGGCUACACUGACACCAUCCUCGAUGUGAAGUCACAGCGGGUCAAAUCUUUGCUCGGACUGACAGGAGACAGCGGAGAGAGACCCGGAGACAAGAGACCAGAACCCAUGGUGAACGGAACCGAACCGUCCUCUCUGAAGGACAGCACCACCAUGAUCGGUAAACCAGAGAUGUCAGACUCCGCUACGGUGUUGGAAGCCUUCAAGUUCAUCGAGAGAGCUGCGGCUGAAUUCAGCGAUGAAGACGAGGAUGAAGAGAGCGAGGGACAAAACAAGACCAUCAUUGACCUCGCAACCAUGGUGAGGAGGAAGGUGUCUCCCUCGCCCUCCUCUUCCUCAGCAGAUAUGAGUGAUGAUCUGGACACAGAGGAAGUCCUGAAGGGCUUUGAUUUUCUGGCUAACAGUGAUGAUAUGGAGGGCCCGUCUGAAACGACCUCUGCUGCAGACAGACCCGACUGGGAGAAGGAAGAGCAGAGUCCGUUAUCUGAGGCCUGGGACGUGGAUGAAGGUCUCAUCUCGAAACUCAAGGAGCAGUACAGGAAGGAACGCAAGGGCAAGAAAGGGGUGAAGAGGCCAAACAGGUGUAAACUGCAGGAUAUGUUGGCUAAUCUUCGUGAAGCUGAGGAUUUGUCAUCUAUUCAGCCGCCGGUGGCACCUCCUGUCCGCCCAAGUAUGCCCCGCCUCAACGAACAUCCAAUCGGACGCACAGACGAGGUUGAAGCGCUGACGUUUCCCCCAUCCUCUGGAAAGUCGUUUAUUAUGGGAACAGAUGAGACACUGGAGAGCGAACUUGGUCUCGGAGAGCUCGCCGGUCUCACUGUCGCCAACGAAGCAGAGAUUCUGUCAUAUGACAUAACCAACAACAAAGAUGCCCUACGAAAGACCUGGAACCCUAAAUUCACUCUCAGGAACCAUUUUGAUUCCAUUCGAGGUCUGGCGUUUCACCCCGUGGAGCCCGUCCUGAUCACUGCGUCUGAAGACCACACGCUGAAAAUGUGGAAUCUACAGAAAACUGCUCCAACCAAGAAGUGUGCAGCUCUGGACGUGGAACCCAUUUACACAUUCAGGGCUCACAGGGGUCCGGUCCUGUGUGUGGUGAUGAGUUCUAAUGGAGAUCAGUGUUUCAGUGGUGGUUUGGACGGAACAAUUCAGAGCUGGAACACUCCAAACCCAAAUAUCGACCCCUACGACUCGUAUGACCCUUCUGUGCUGCGGGGGGCGCUGUCCGGUCACACAGACGCUGUGUGGGGAUUGGUCUAUAGCUCGGCUCAUCACAGGCUCCUCUCCUGCUCAGCUGAUGGAACGGUGAGACUGUGGAAUGCUGCCGAAACGGCGCCUGCCACGGCUGUCUUCAACGAGAAUAAAGAAAUGGGCAUCCCGUCAUCUGUGGAUCUAGUGUGGAGUGAUCCCGCUCACAUGGUGACUGCGUUCAGUAACGGCAGGAUGGGAAUCUUCAACAUGGAGACACGGCAGCUGGUUCUGGAGCUGGAGUCCCAGGCAGCAGGCAAACCUGACGUGCCGUGUCAGAUCAAUAAAGUUCUCAGUCACCCGACACUGCCAAUAACCGUAACGGCACAGGAGGACCGCCACAUACGAUUCUUCGACAAUAACACAGGCAAGUUGAUACACACUAUGGUCGCUCAUCUUGACGCUGUGACCAGUCUUGCGGUGGAUCCAAACGGACUCUAUCUGAUGUCUGGUAGUCACGAUUGCUCCGUGCGAUUGUGGAACAUGGAGAGCAAAACGUGCAUCCAGGAGUUCACGGCUCACAGGAAGAAGUUCGACGAGUCCAUCAAUGACGUGGCGUUUCACCCCACCAAGUGCUACAUCGGCAGUGCGGGAGCCGACGCCCUCGCCAAAGUUUUCGUAUGACCUCAGACCUCUGACCAAAACUGCUUCCGUGGACUCGUAGUGGGGUGUGGCCUGAACAUUGAACCCUGAACAGGAAGACGUUGGUCGCUGGUUUGAGGUUCUUAGGACAUAAACAAUGGCAUCUUGAUGGUACAGGAAGUAGAAUUAUCUCAUCGAAGCCCUCCUUCCCCCUCAUAAACCCCCGAUUGUGUCUGACGCCUCAUCCGGGCAGGCCUGGGUACAUGCGGGCGAGAAAACUGAUGCCCCACCAGAGGGGUAUUUCUGCCCCAUUGAGGACAGCCAAGGGGGUUUGAACGGAUGUUUCUGCCCCUUCUUGGGGUGAUAAAGGGGGUCGUUUGGGUUCCUCUAUCGAACUCUGCCAAACAUGGGCCACUCCUUUUGGCCUCACCGGAAGUCGGGUGCUUUCCAGUCCUCAUUGAGUUGUUGUUUGAUUUUACUCCUGACGUGUGAGUGUGUAUUUGAGGUGCGGUCACUCCGUGAUUCUUGCCUCUCCGAUUUUCUGUCUUAAGUUUUCUCGUUUUAAACGAUGAUGUGCCUUUUGCUUCAAACAGUCUUGCGAACAGCUUCAACGCUUUAUUCAAAGAGGGAACUAUAACUUCGAGUAUCUUUGAUGUUUUAAACUUACCAAAUGCAUCAAAUUAUUGUGAAUUUUUCCGACAAAUGUGUUUCGGAUCCUUUAGAGAUUUUAACAUGGAAUGUGAACAUUCAGAUUGUCAUACGGGGUUCAUUUGAUGUGACUUUGGACUUCAGUGUCCUGUGUUUUAAUGUUGGGCUGUUCAUUGGGGUCAGGUGUCUCAAAUACACUGGAAAACUAAACAUUAUCUUAAUCAGUAUUUGUCUUGUUUUUUACAGUAAAAUAUCUAAACACUCUUAAAACUCAAUUCUGUUCGAUAUAAAGGUGUUGUUUUACAUGUAACUUUUUGUGAAAAACGGGACACAAAUGCUUUUUCUCUGGCAAACGUUCUUCAGAAUUAACCAGAUUCAAUUUGUACAAACUAUAAGAUGCAAAUGAUUGAACAUCGCGGUCACUGAAAUGCUUAAUUUCAAAUAAAAAUGCAUUUUUAGUUCACGUGUUUGCACACUCCUGGAUAUUUAAAUUAAUGGUGAAUCUCUUAAACAUGUCCAGGUCAUAUUUCACCCCAAAAUGUCAAAUUAAAGGUAGUACAGCAGAUACUGCCAUGAUGGAUAAAUACUGAAGACUCAUUAAAUAUAUAAAUAUAUAAAGCGCAGUACAGUUCUUAUAAUUUGGGUGUCAAAUGUGAUUGUCAUGAAGAUAAUGUCACAAUGCAACAAACUUUGAAGGUACAAAAAUAGACUUGAUUUCCUUUAAUAUCAUUUAUUUGUAAAAUUGCAUAAGUUUUAUUUUGAUUUGAUUUGACCUGUUUUUUAACGGGGUUCAUGAGAUUCAACCAACUAACACCCCAAAACCAUUAAACGCCACGAGGCCCGUUUCAGAUUAGUGAUAUUAGGCUUGUGUUUGGGUGUGUUGAGAUUUAAUCCACUCUUUUAUCCAAAAUAAUCGUGCGUUUACACGGUCAUCACGCCUCACCGGUGAAACCAUCUCCGUUGUGUAACGCCACAUUUAUCCCAAUAAAACCUUUAAUCGUAGAGUUAGUCUUACAGAAGAGAAGUCUUAACCUAAAUGUGUUUUGAUUGAAGACGAGAUGUACUUGACGUACAAGGAUUCAAAUUCAGUUUUUGUCUGAUAUUUAACGAAAUCUGUGGUAAUGUUUAUUUAUUUUUGUAUUUGCCUGUUAAGCCAAACGGAUGACUAGAAUUCGGUUACACCUUAGGAAAGGAUGACCGGCACGUUCGGGUACAUUAUUUGGUCUGAUGUUCGGGACAGAUAUGAAAACACAAAGAUGUGACAUUAAUAAUCAAACGCUUCCGCUCAUUUAUUAACGCUAACAUCAUUAUUUGCUCAUGCAUCCAGAUCUGACAUGCUCUACCUUCGUAGGUGGUGGUUUAAUUUAAAUAUAUAUUUUAUAUGUAAUUGUUGGAACAGUCUUUUUUAUUGUAUGAUUGGUGACCGAGGUUGCAAAUAUAUCAUAACCCAAGUUUCAUGCAGGUCGAGGUUUUUAUGUUAAAUUCUUCUUUUUAUUUGAAUUUGUGAUACUUCAACUAUCUAGUGGUGCGAGUCAGGUGUGCGUGUUUUUAACUGCUAGACUAGAGAUGUUCUGCCCUUAUCGGGAAUGGUUUUGCCUUUAGCUGAUGACAUGAGCACUACAAAACAACUGUUUGUGCGAUUCCUUCAGGUCUGUAAAUCUCGGCGGAUGGUAAUUGCGGAAGUUUGCUACUUUACCGAAUGUUGUUAAAGGAAUAGUUCAACUAAAAAUGAAUCAUGUCACAUUGUUCCGAACCUGUAAGGUGAACAUCUUUUUGGCUGAACUGUGCCUUUAAAUUUGAGGCAAGUUUGAUUUUAAACUCCGUUCGGGACAUUAAUAGGGCAACAUGAUCACUCGUGAAGUCGGCAGGAUGUUUCCGAUAGUUUCAGUACCCUAGGAUCGGCAAUGCCGACGCACGGACAUGCAGCAAUCUUCUCAGACAAUGCUGCGUGAGUGCUUUCAGUGCGUUUACCCUUCCACCUGGUGCGAUUGGCAGCGUGUUGCAUCAGAUGCGUGCAAGAUUAGGGGCAAAGCCAGAGAUAGGAACCAUGUUUGAGUAAUCAAUGACGAGCAUGAUUCGGAGGUUUCACUUUUCCCUCUAUCAUUAAUGUUUGACUCCACUAAUGGUUAAGGUAAGGUUUGGGUUGAGGGAUAGAAUCUAUGUGCUUUAAACUUCAUUGGAUAACGUCCUGUAAAGCUUCACUACUAGCUUUUGGCGACCUCUCCUGGACAUAAAUGGAGCUCACACGAGCCCAUAUGGCCUACAACACUUACUGCUUUGGCCACCGGGGACAGUGUUUUGGCAUUUCGGUCAACGUAUACCGAUUUUGAGGAGAGAAAAGUCGGUCUACUCUUUCCGAUUUCACUGUGAGAUCAGGCUGAAUAGGGGACCGUGUGUGUGGGCGCGUAUCUGUGUUUUCGUACUGGCUAAAUAUAUUUUCUGAUUUCAUUCAUUUUGGUGCAUAUUCAUUUUAGAUAUAUAAAAUAAUCUCAAUAUGUAUAGUUUUAAAGUAUUGCUCAAUCUAUUUAUGAACAGAUUACAGUGUAUAUUAACCUGUGAAGAUUAACCAAUAUUUGUGGUAGUUGUGCGGGAGUGUUGUUAGCGCCACCUGCUGGUCAGAGAUGGGAACUGUAUAACUGAUGCGGCUACUGAAGUGCUGUUGAACACUGCACUAUUAAUAUGAUUGACAUAUAGAGAUUUGAUCCUUUGGUUACUGAUAGAUCAACGCGCUUCAAUAAACCCACAAACAUCGGAUAUAGAUGACUCUUAAACGUCUGUUUUGUCACUUGUUGGAAAAAUGUCAACAUUGGUCUGCUGUCAAAGUGGGAAAACUACUGCUCAUACGGGAAUGCCAUUCGUGGAUCUCGACCUAGACGCAUCUUGCAUGCGGUCACUCUAAAUGUGAUUGGACCGGUUGGAUUAUGAUGUCAUAAUGGGAAUUGUGCGAUCUGGAUACAGUCCAGAAUCUGUACAGAACUGUCGCUGAACUUAUAACCUUGUGAUUGUAAAGAGCGUUUGGAAAGACUGUGUUAAUAAAAUGCUAUACUCCUCUUGUACAUAUUUUAUCAUUGAUAUUACAGUUUAUUCUUUAUUUCUUGUUGUAUUCAUUUUUUCCUCAGAUGGACAAUUAUCAAUAUAAUACAAUA
Molecule: messenger RNA, 6243 nt
Organism: Xyrauchen texanus (razorback sucker)
Lineage: Eukaryota; Metazoa; Chordata; Actinopteri; Cypriniformes; Catostomidae
Product: striatin-like
Exons: 18
Coding region: 137-2491 (784 amino acids)
Cellular component (GO): dendrite
Molecular function (GO): calmodulin binding; protein phosphatase 2A binding; protein-containing complex binding
Source: RefSeq, a predicted model, not a curated record